ACAGUAUUGCAGGCGCACGACUCGACGAGCAACAGAGUGCUGUGUACAUCCCCGCCCACGUAUUAUUAUUCGACUGUCUUGUAACCACGCUUCUCGGUGAUCGUGAACAACCACGAGUAUUGGACAAUUCCACAUCGAGUGGAUAAUGAAUUCAUUAUUCACGGAAGAUUUGUCGCGGCCUGUCGACAGAACCACGUAAAAAGGUUUUAAUGUGACACAAGGGCGAGCAUGAUUCUGGCAGGAUCAGACCAUUUUCUGGCGGUACCUGUGGAAGCGACAGCAUUUCUGGGUGCCGUAGCUGGCUUCGUGGUCCUCCUGUUGGCUCUCUUCUUGUACUUGUCACGCAAAUGGUGCUUCACUCCACCAUCCACGACCACUCUUUUCGGUGGCGUUUGCGUGCCUCUCUGCGAGCCUAACAACGGCUCCACCUCACAAAUUGCGAAAAACAUAGGGAAGGCAUUUUCCUAUUCGGACCCAGAGACUAGUUCCGAUUCGGAAGAGGACGUCCUUCGUCGACUGAAUUCGCAUUCUCAUCCACCACCGGAUACUUUGACUAUCCAAGCGGAGGAUGGACCGACCAUUCUGGAUGCCGGCACUACCUCCAGCAGCUGCACGGAAGAACACUCGCCCAGCGAUCAACAACAGUGUGUGGUAGAAGUCGGGGCCUCUGGUAUUAUUCUCGAUAACAGAGAACAAGAGGUAGAGGUCGAGCAAAAUGGUUCAACUACCAACGACGUUAUUACAACAAUGGGUACCAUCACCGAAGAAGUGGGUAGCUUGGAAGUCGCUUUCCUAUAUGAUGCACCGAUGCGCGAGAUGACGGUUCAUGUGCUGCAAGGACGAAAUUAUCCCGAAGGUAUAGGCGGUAGUCAAGUGCGGCUCGUGCUGUUACCAUCGAAGAAGCAGCGCCGUAAAACUCGAGUACGCCAGGGCACAUCUCCACAGUACAUGGAGAGUUUUCUGCUUCCACGUGUAAAUCCAGAGGACGUAAACGCCAUGGGCGUACGCCUAAGAGUGUAUCUAUGGGGCGGAAGAAUGCGACGAGAGAGAUUACUAGGCGAAGCUAGAGUCUCCUUCGAUCAGAUCAAUCUUCAGCUUGAAACUACGCUUUGGUUAACGCUACAACCUCCACCUUUUUCUUCGGUACAAGAUUGGGGAACAACUAGUAGUUUGACUCGUAGCGAUUCCACGGGAUCACAGCAAUCAGUUCAAUCAUACGCAUCACCUACUGCACGUGUGCCAACUUACGCGUCACAUACUGUACCUCCUUACGGCAGUAGUAUGAAGGGUGGAAGCGUGGCAGAAAUUUUAAUAGGCUUGGCGUAUAAUGGGACGACUGGACGUUUAUCGGUAGAAAUAAUUAAAGGAUCUCAUUUUCGGGGUGGCGGCGGGAACGACACGAAACCACCCGACACGUACGUUAAGCUCGCUCUCAUGGAUAGCAACGGUCACGAAAUGGAACGAUCGAAAACUGGUCUGAAACGGGCUCAGCCGAAUCCUCUGUACAAGGAAACAUUUAUAUUCCAAGUUGCUCUGUUUCAACUUGGAGAUGUAACUCUCUUUCUAUCGGUUUAUAAUCGACGAAGAGGCGGAAUGGGAAGAAAGGGAAGAGAAAUGAUCGGUUGGCUCAGUUUGGGAUUAAACAGUUCCGGCACAGAGGAGCUUCAACAUUGGAACGAUAUGCGCGCAGCAAGACAACCGGCGCAAGUUCAACGCUGGCAUUCGUUGCUGCGUCCUUGAAACAUCCGAUCACGAAAGAGUUCCUGUCACGGAAAUACAUUUUACGAUGUUGUUAACGAUAACGAUAUGGUUUGACAGAUAGAACACGGUGCAAAGUACGGUCCCCGAUUGCGUACCGUUAUAUACGACUGAUCGUGUAGAAGAGCAACUGGAUUUUUCAAGAUGAACGCGGCUGUUGUUUGUUGGAGAUAAAGCCUGUACUGCCCGAACAGAACACAGAAGUCAAUAUGUCGAUCUGUUGAUCCUGCGAAUCAGAGCUAUCAUAAUUUUAGCACGUGGUAACUCUGAAUUCAAAACUCUAUCGAUGUACCAAGUACAUUCCUUUUUGAUACGCCGGACGGAGUUGAGGGUGUUUUCAACAUACAUAUUACGUAUGUAUAUUACAUAUGCAAACAGAGAAAGAACGUAAACGCAUAACACAUACAUGAUCCAUACGCACACGUACACGUAUAUGUAUAUACACGUUUACCUACUUACAUAUACGUAAAACAUAUUUCAAUUACACGUGCACACAUACGUACACGUCACAAAUAUGCAAACACGCAUUUUGUCGGUCCCAAAAGUCGAACGUAUAAUACAUUAGCAGAUGGACCGCGAAAACGACUUCGAUUCGAUAUGUGCCUGAGCCAACUUUAAUCGUUUAUUUUUUACUUUGUGCCUUUCACCCUUUUUAGGCCGUGUGUCCGUCGACGGAGAAUCGUCGUGGGAUACCCAGCCAAGUCGAGAGCCCAUUAUGAACCGCGAUCCUCUAGCCGUUCUCCUUUGGACGAGCUAACUAAGCAAACGUAACUUUUCCUCUCUCGCUCCGUGACACUUUCAGCGGAAUAUUCGAUUUGCAGUGCUUGUUCGUUCGAAUCGAUGCCACGAAUCUUGUUGUUUCGAUCAUAUGGUUCGAGAAUGGAUUGACGCGCGAAACGAAUUAACCUCUUACUGCGUGGAGUACGGGGGCAGCGAAUAAUGUUUCGAGAGAAAAUCAAGGUUGUACACAAUUUUUCUAAUUUCCUACAUACUCUGGCUUCGUUUAUUCGUUUCUCUUUUCUGCGUACUAUUAUUUAUACAUAUAUAUAUAUGUAUAUCCUUAAUUUAGUAAUACAUAUUUGAUAGUAUCAGUAAAGCACGUUGUGAAGUUUCAUAAUUCAUUGUCAUAUUCUUGAUACGUGUAACAACGUGCUUACAUUUACGUAUCCUAACUUUACGAACGUUUCGUGUAUACAGGAUAUCGGUUAAUCAAUUAGUAGCGUCGAGGGGUUAUAGUUAAUCGAUGGGAUAUAAAGGGGAACGUAUACGAGGACAGAUUCACAAUUAAACGACGCACAAUAAACUCGCAAAACGCACCUCGUAAACGCAGAUGUGAUCGUAGAGUUGAUAUUACUAUUAAACUAGUAGUAUAUAUUAUCGUGUGAGUACGAUAGGUUAUGUAGAGAUGUUUUUUCCACGCGUUUAUAUUAGAGGGAAUUGGAUACCGGACGAAGCAGGCGACUGAUUAAUGGAUAAAAAAAUUACCAGAUGCUGUGAAUCGUUUAACGCUUGACUUUUUCAAGCUUAGCGUUUAGGUGAUUAACGAUGAUUAAUCCAUGCUCGAACUAUUCUCUCGUUUUACGUAUUUAGACAAUGUAUAACGCGAUUGCAAGGACUCAGAAGUUUCUUUUUCGUUUGUUUACUACGUAUGUGCAUGAAUUUUCUCGUAUCAAAUGUGCAGACGUUCUUUUUACAAUGCUCUUCUUAAAAGCAGUUUUAAAGACGUACUUUUAGCGCUUUCGGAUUUAGCAUAAUCAUCGAUAAUCGAUAAUAUCGUAGUGAUGUGCGUUUGUUGAUGCAUCUCAUCCAACUUUUAGCGUUUUCAGGAAGCGAGAAGAGAAAGCAACAGCGAGGAAGAUA
Bombus pascuorum is the source of this 3618-nucleotide messenger RNA. It is a transcript of the gene Syt14, whose product is annotated as synaptotagmin-14. The transcript is spliced from 8 exons. The coding region runs from base 229 to 1740 and encodes 503 amino acids. Lineage: Eukaryota; Metazoa; Arthropoda; Insecta; Hymenoptera; Apidae. The record is from RefSeq and is a predicted model, not a curated record.